This is a messenger RNA of Mugil cephalus (flathead mullet), 1608 nucleotides long. It is a transcript of the gene nudcd3, whose product is annotated as NudC domain containing 3. The transcript is spliced from 6 exons. The coding region runs from base 167 to 1243 and encodes 358 amino acids. The record is from RefSeq and is a predicted model, not a curated record. Gene Ontology annotation, biological process: protein folding. Gene Ontology annotation, cellular component: cytoplasm. NCBI's taxonomy places the organism in Eukaryota, Metazoa, Chordata, Actinopteri, Mugiliformes, Mugilidae.
UGUCUCAGUGGACCAGGAAGGAGGAAAACAGUCGCGGCGGAACGUCCCUCUUGUUUUUGUGGUGAUAUUUCUGGACAAAGUCUGGUAGUUUCUGUGCCGUAGGUGUCCUCUGGGCUACUUUUAAAAGAAGUUCGCUGGAUUAAGGGGCGGACGUUCAAAAGCUGCUAUGGCGUCGCCACUGGAGAUGACGGAGAUUUACGACAACGCGCUGCUCGGGAUCCUGCAGCACGUUGGAAACAUCCAGGAGUUUCUCCAGGUCUAUUUUGGGUUCCUGUACCGCAAGACGGACUUCUACCGGCUCCUGUCGGGCCCCACCGACAAGAUGGGCUUCCCCCCGGGGGUGGCGGAGAAGAUGGUGCUGAAGUCGUUUAAGUUGUUUGAGAAGCUGGCGGAGCACGACCGACAGAGGGCGCUGAGCGAGCUGCAGAAGAGAGAGGAGAGCAGAGCGGCUCCUCCGGCCGUUCAGGAGCUGGAGAUCUCCUCCGAUCCUCAGCAGGAGCAGGAGGAGGAGGAGCAGAGCACGGGGCCCGUGGAGAACGCUGCCUCAGACGGCGGCCAUGUUUCAGCUUCAGCUUCGGCUUCAGCUUCGGCUUCGGCCUCGGAGGCGACGGGCGGCGUUCAGCCCGACAGCAGCGACGCUGGAGACCAGGCAGCAGCAGGACAAAAAGGCCAGGACAAGUUUCAGUCCGACCCCGACAGCUACAACGGAGCAGUGAGGGAAAACUACAGCUGGUCUCAGGACUACACAGACGUGGAGGUCCGGGUCUCCGUCCCCAAGACCGUGGUUAAAGGCCGACAGGUUAGCGUUAGCCUCCAGACCGGCGGCGUGAGAGUCAGCGUGAGGGACGGAGCCGAAGACAAAACGCUGAUGGAGGGAGAAUUCACGCACAAGAUCAACACGGAAAACUCCCUGUGGAGCCUGGAGCCUGGAUCCUGCGUCGUCCUGUCGCUCAACAAGACGUCUGAGGUUUGGUGGAACGCCGUCCUGAAAGGAGAGAAGGAGAUCGACAUCAACCAGAUUAACCGCGAGCGCUCGAUGGCGACGGUGGACGACGACGAACACGCCGUCCUGGACAGACUGACCUUCGACUACAACCAGAAACUGCAGGGAAAACCUCAGAGUCACGAGAUGAAAGUCCACGAGAUGCUGAAGAAGGGCUGGGACGCGGAGGGGUCUCCUUUCAGGGGACAACAGUUCGACCCGUCCAUGUUUGACAUCCCUCCCAGCGCCGUCCAGUUCUGAGGACAAACGCAGUCAAACCGAGUCAAACUGUGGAACUGGACAGAAUAUUUUAUUUAAUGCGUCUGCUGUGUCUGUGUCUCUGCUGGUUCUGGCCUCAGCGUCCGGGAGGACGAAGGACGAGAGACGAGGGACGAGGGACGGACGGACGUCCUCUGAGACCUUCAACCAAAAACUCUUUUUGAACGUGGAGGUUUUUUAUUUUCCAGAAAAGCUCCAGUUCAUUAUUCAUCUCUGCUCCUGUUGGACGACGUCACAGCCGAUGAUCCGACUCCUCAACAAACACAAAAAAUAAAAAAAGUUUGGAAUAAAAACGUGUUAAAAGCAAAAAAAUACAGAUAAAUAAAUAAAUAAACUUUGACUUUGAA